AUCAUAAUCAUAUUGCUAAGCGAGUCCUCGAACUUUCUUCAUCUCUCUACACUUCUCCUAAACGCUUCCGUUUGCCUAUUCAUUUGACAAAAUGCAUAGAAUUUUCAGGAAGCGAGUCACCUCUCUGUCUCCCUAUAAAUAUAAACCAGACUCGUGCUGCUAUUUUCGCUGUAAAGCAAGAACACAAUUCCCCAAGUGCUAGAGAUCACUGUCAUACCAUAUCUUGUCCAACACUUCUUCCAAACACUACAACAGAGGAUAUAUAUCAAGUAACAAAUGAAGCAACAAGUACUCAACUUGUUGCCAUUUAUCCUAUUUUUUCUUGCUGCUUUCCCAUUCAAAGCAAACGGGUCUCUCCUACCAUUUAUAGAUCGUCCUGGAAGUCUUUUGGCUGAUCUCUGGUCCGAUCCUUUCCCAGACCCAUUUCGCGUGCUGGAGCAUAUCCCAUUUGGGUUUGACAGAGAUGAGACUUCAUCCGUUGCUCUGUCUCCAGCCAGAGUAGACUGGAAGGAGACACCAGAGAGACAUGUGAUAAUGCUGGACGUGCCAGGGUUGAGGAAAGAUGAGAUAAAGAUAGAAGUGGAGGAGAACAGGGUGUUGCGUGUGAGUGGAGAGAGGAAGAAGGAGGAAGAGAAGAAAGGGGAUCACUGGCACAGAGUGGAGAGGUCAUUUGGCAAAUUCUGGAGGCAGUUCAAGUUGCCAGACAAUGUGGAUUUGGAUUCUGUGAAGGCUCGGCUGGAGAACGGAGUGCUUACUUUGACAUUGGAAAAGUUAUCACCUGAUAGGAUUAAAGGUCCUAGGACUGUAAGCAUUGCAGCAGAGAAUGAGCAGCCUGCCAAGCUUGAGAGCAGUGAGGCCAAGCAGGAGCUUUGAGUCAUGAGGGAUAUAGAGAAAGGCCUUUGAAUCUUGUGUCAAUAAAAGGGUUUCAGCUGGACCAAGACUUUCUGUUUCUUUACUUUGUCUUCUUAUUUUCUCUUUCCUUUCAACGUAUGUGUUACUUUGUGAUCUUUGCUGAUGAUGAGAAUAUGCAGCGUUGUACUGGCUUUGCUGUAAUCUUCUAAUGAAUGUAAAGGAAUUUUCCUAAUAUGUAUAUUAUGUCUUCCAGUCA
Prosopis cineraria is the source of this 1108-nucleotide messenger RNA. RefSeq names its product 22.0 kDa class IV heat shock protein. Gene Ontology annotation, biological process: protein complex oligomerization; response to heat; protein folding. The transcript has a single exon. The record is from RefSeq and is a predicted model, not a curated record. The coding region runs from base 277 to 873 and encodes 198 amino acids. Lineage: Eukaryota; Viridiplantae; Streptophyta; Magnoliopsida; Fabales; Fabaceae.